Messenger RNA from Gavia stellata (red-throated loon), 1531 nucleotides. RefSeq names its product proteasome 26S subunit, non-ATPase 11 (gene PSMD11). Gene Ontology annotation, biological process: ubiquitin-dependent protein catabolic process. Bases 1 to 1269 code for a protein of 422 amino acids. Gene Ontology annotation, cellular component: proteasome regulatory particle, lid subcomplex. The record is from RefSeq and is a predicted model, not a curated record. The transcript is spliced from 14 exons. Gene Ontology annotation, molecular function: protein binding; structural molecule activity. Lineage: Eukaryota; Metazoa; Chordata; Aves; Gaviiformes; Gaviidae.
AUGGCGGCGGCGGCGGUGCUGGAGUUCCAGCGCGCGCAGUCCCUGCUCUCCACCGACCGCGAGGCCUCCAUCGGCAUCCUGCACUCCAUAGUGAAACGCGAUGUCCAGGAAAACGAUGAAGAAGCGGUGCAAGUCAAAGAGCAGAGCAUCCUGGAACUGGGGUCGCUUCUGGCCAAGACUGGGCAGGCAGAAGAGCUGGGAGGACUUCUGAAGUACGUUCGACCCUUCUUGAACUCCAUCAGUAAAGCAAAGGCAGCCCGCUUAGUUCGAUCUCUGCUCGAUCUGUUCCUUGAUAUGGAGGCAGCAACAGGACAGGAGGUUGACCUGUGUUUAGAGUGUAUUGAAUGGGCCAAAUCAGAGAAGAGGACUUUCCUCCGCCAGGCUCUGGAGGCGAGGCUGGUCUCUUUGUACUUCGAUACCAAGAGGUACCAAGAAGCACUGCAGCUAGGCUCCCAGCUUCUUCGGGAAUUGAAAAAGAUGGACGACAAGGCAUUGCUGGUGGAAGUGCAGCUGUUAGAAAGUAAGACUUACCAUGCCCUGAGCAAUCUGCCAAAAGCAAGAGCAGCCUUAACCUCUGCACGGACUACAGCCAACGCAAUCUACUGUCCACCUAAGCUGCAAGCAGCGUUAGACAUGCAGUCAGGUAUCAUCCAUGCAGCAGAAGAGAAGGACUGGAAAACAGCCUAUUCAUAUUUUUACGAGGCGUUUGAGGGAUAUGAUUCAAUUGACAACCCAAAAGCCAUCACUGCGCUGAAAUACAUGUUGCUGUGCAAAAUCAUGCUGAACAUCCCAGAAGAUGUGCAAGCGUUAGUGAGUGGAAAGCUUGCUCUGCGGUAUGCAGGAAGACAGACAGAAGCACUAAAAUGUGUGGCACAGGCCAGUAAGAAUCGAUCGCUGGCAGAUUUUGAAAAGGCUCUGACAGACUACAAGGUAGAGCUCAGGGACGACCCCAUCAUAAACACUCACUUGGCUAAGCUCUAUGAUAACUUAUUGGAACAGAAUCUGAUCAGAGUCAUCGAACCCUUCUCCAGAGUACAGAUUGAACACAUAUCCAGCCUCAUCAAGCUCUCAAAGGCUGAGGUAGAAAGGAAACUGUCACAGAUGAUCUUGGACAAGAAAUUUCAUGGCAUCCUUGACCAAGGCGAGGGAGUCCUGAUCAUCUUCGACGAACCCCCCGUAGACAAAACUUACGAAGCUGCCCUCGAGACUAUUCAGAAUAUGAGUAAAGUAGUGGAUUCGCUCUACAACAAAGCCAAGAAGCUAACAUAGAGUUGAAUUUGCUAGCUGUCAUUUGGAGAGUGUGUGUGACAGGAGAGUGAAACCUUUGGGAAAAUGUUAGGAGACUUUUUUUUUCUUUGUUCUACUUUUCGCUCGGAAAGUUUUUAAACUUCCUCAUCCAGUGCAUCUUGUAUUCCAUACGAUGCGUGUUCCAGUUUCCAUGUAAUCUUUACUGGCCGAACUUUGUAUCUGGGGGGGGAAUAUUGUUUAAACAAAGAGGGUAUUCUAAAUAAAAGGAAAAAGGCUUACACUA